AUGUUCGAUGUGAGCAACGGUUUCCGCUUUGGAAUCAGAUGGAAGAGAUACACUCCGAUACAGAAAUCAAAGGGUGAACCAGCAGGGUCUAGACCCAUCCCGUCCUUGAUCCUGGUGGACGCUACUACUAGUUUCUCCCCACGUGGUGCCUCUGUCCAAGGCCUAUCCAAUUCCGCUGCUGUGCCUGACAACUACUACCUUAUCCCUGCACUGGCGGAGUGA
Messenger RNA from Penicillium oxalicum, 222 nucleotides. RefSeq lists its product as uncharacterized. NCBI's taxonomy places the organism in Eukaryota, Fungi, Ascomycota, Eurotiomycetes, Eurotiales, Aspergillaceae. The coding region runs from base 1 to 222 and encodes 73 amino acids. The transcript is spliced from 2 exons. The record is from RefSeq and is a predicted model, not a curated record.